Haemonchus placei is the source of this 333-nucleotide messenger RNA. The record is from the annotation of a GenBank genome assembly. Lineage: Eukaryota; Metazoa; Nematoda; Chromadorea; Rhabditida; Trichostrongylidae.
AUGCCGUAUACACCGCACAAGAGUCACUUAUUUUCGCUCACUGGAUAUUCGCUUUGCGGUUAUUGUGAUCAAUUCGGGCUUCUGACUUCGUGUGAUCUAGUGAAGGAUCUAGGUGUAUUUUUCUGUAAGGGCCUCAAAUGGAAAUUCCAAAUUGAUAACGUUGUAAGCAAAGCUAUGCGAGUUCUUCAUUGUCUCUUUAGUAGUAUUCUCUGUUGGGACUUGUUUGUUUGGAUUAGGUUGUUUUGGACGUUUGUACUGCCUCUGAUCGAGUAUUGUGGCCCCGUUUGGAGCCCUUUUCUGAAGAGAGAUAUUGCUAAGAUUGAAAGUGUUUAG